Melozone crissalis (California towhee) is the source of this 2242-nucleotide messenger RNA. RefSeq names its product leucine rich repeat containing 45 (gene LRRC45). NCBI's taxonomy places the organism in Eukaryota, Metazoa, Chordata, Aves, Passeriformes, Passerellidae. The record is from RefSeq and is a predicted model, not a curated record. The transcript has 17 exons. Bases 16 to 2028 code for a protein of 670 amino acids. Gene Ontology annotation, molecular function: protein binding. Gene Ontology annotation, cellular component: centrosome.
GGAGCGCGCGCGGCCAUGGAGCAGCUCGGGCGCGAGUACGCGCGGCUGUGCGCGGCGGCGGGCGCGGCCCCGCAGGAGGCCGUGCUGCGGCGGCUGCGGGGGCCCGGCGGGGGCCGCCUGGACCUGGCGGCGCAGAGCCUCUCGCUGCCCACGUGCAGCGCGCUGGGCCGGCUGCUGCCCGGGGCUGCGCCCUUGGCCGCGCUGGCGCUCGGCGACUGCGGCCUGAGCGAGGAAGGUGUAAGACUUUUGUUGAAUGGUCUUUGCACCAACACCACAGUCAAAUCUUUGGAUCUGAAGGGAAAUAACCUGCGAACCACGGGAGCUGAGGCUUUGGGAAAACUUCUUAGGCAGAACAAAUCCAUCAGGAGCCUGACCUUAGAAUGGAACAGCCUCGGUAUGUGGGAGGAGGGCUUCUCCUUUUUCUGCCAAGGACUGAGAGCAAACAACUUUCUUCAACGUCUGGAUCUGCGCAAUAACCAGAUUAACCAUCAAGGGGCUGGAGAGCUGGCCAUGGCACUGACACAAAAUACCAGUCUUCAGGAGCUGGAUUUGCGAUGGAAUAACAUUGGGCUUCUGGGUGGCCGAGCAUUGCUGAACUGCUUGCAUAGCAACAAGACCCUGAAGAGGCUGGAGCUGGCAGGGAACAAUGUUCCUGGUGACAUCCUGAAAGCUGUGGAACAAGCCUUGGAUCACAACCAAGACCGUGAGGCUAUCCUGAGCAAGGCCCAGAACCAAGUGAACAUCCUCAGCAAGGAGGUUUUGAGUCUGAAGGAUGAGAAGAACAAGCAGUUCAUGGAUUUUGUGGAUACUGUAGACAAGCAGAAAGAAGAAAGAGCCAGGAGUGAGAAAAUGUCUGCAGCACGAGUCAGCCAGCUGCAGGAAGCAUUGGAUGAGCAGUACUCCAUUAUGAAUUCACUGAAAACCAAGCUGCAGAUGACUGAAGCUGCCCUGACUCUGUCUGAGCAGAAGGUGCACACGUUGGGAGAGCUGCUGAGUGCCAUGAAACAGGAACAAAACUCUGUGGCUGAGUCCCACUUCAGGGAGCUCCAGCAACAAAAGCAGGAAGGUGCUGAUCGGGAAAGCAAGCUUUUGCAUGACUUGUCUGCUGCCAGUGAGAAAAACCUGCUGCUGAGAAAUCAGGUGGAUGAGUUGGAGAGGAAGUGCAAAGUUCAGCAGGAUCAGCUGUUCCAGGUGAAACAAGACUUGACCAACACAACAGCAGAGCUGAAGCUGCGGGCUGUGGAGGCUGAAGAACGUCUGGAAAUGGAGAAAAGAAGAUUUAAACAAAGCCUUGAAGACAUGGAAUCCCUUCGGGUAAAAGAGGUGGAUCGUGUGGCACAGCAGAUGGAGGCCAGUGAACGUUCCAUGCACGACAGGAUCCAGAGGCUGGAGGCCAUCAGGAUAUCUCUGGACGAGGAGCUGAGCCAAGUCAAAGCAGCUGCACUAGCUGAGCGAGGACGGGCAGAGGAGGAGUUGAUAAAAGUGCGGAGUCAGGCACGCCUGGAGGAGCAGCAACGCCUAGAACACCUAGAAGAGAAGCUGCGGCUGAUGACUGAGUCAAGGGAUGAAGCUCAGAACUGCUGCCUUAAGCAAAAGGAAAUGGUUGCUGAGGCCCAAGCUAAAGCCAAACAGUUGAGCCUGUAUGCUGAUGGACUCAAGAGGAGGCUGGAGGAACUUCAGCAGUACGUGGACAGGAAGGAAGAGGAGAAAGUGACAGAGCUAAAUAAGGUGAAAGUGGAAUUACAAGAACAGAUUGGGCACCUGGAGGCUGAACGCACAGCCCAGGAUGGGCUGAGAGAGAAGAUUGCAGCUCUGGAAAGACAGCUGAAAGCCCUAUCCAGUAAUCACCGUGAAGCACUGCUGGACAAGGAGGGUGAGAUCUCUUUGCUGCUGGAGAAGCUGAGAAUGAAGGAGGCUGAGAUCUCCAGGAUGAGGGAAGAGGAGGCCCAGCGAGCAAGUUUCUUGCAGAAUGCCAUCAUGGCAUAUGUGCAGGGAUCUCCCUUGGGAACCCACAGUUCUAGGAAGUGAGACUGUGACUUAAAGGGUCCAAAUACCUGCUUGCAGUCAGGGAAAGGGUGAGAAUUCAGGUACAACUCCUUCUUCCUAAAUGGACAGUUCUGUCAAGAGUGGGGUGAUACAAAGGCUUGCAAAUAGUCAAAUGCUCUUGCUGUUCAGAAAUCUUCCUCCUGACAGCAUGAAGGAGAGGAAGAAACAACCGUCUGGGCCUGGGGCUCUGAGUCCA